UUUUCAGUAAGGAAGCAGAAGAAGAAGAAAGAGGAGGAGGAGGCAGUUGUUGUUUUUCGGAGACCUCGGCUGUUUUCUCCUCCUCUCGCUCCUCUCCUCCGGGAGUGCGAGACAAAAUGGAGUACAAACUGAUAAUGGCGGUGUCCGGCUUCCCCAGCCUGUACGACAGCAACUCAGUGACCUACAGAGACCUGAACAUGAGGAGCGAAGCCUGGAGGCAGGUCGCUCUGAUAGUCGGGGUCCCCGAGUCUGAGUGCAGGCGGAAGUGGAAGAUGCUGAGGGACCAACACCGGAGGGAAAGGCAGCGGGAGAAGGAGAGACGAGAGAGUGGCGUGGGGCUCUUAAACUACAGGCCGUGGAGAUAUUCCGCCAUCUUGUCCUUUUUAAACCCGUUUAUCGACGCCAGAGCCGCGGGCACCAAUGGCUGGGCUCUGAACCCGCAGCCGCCUCGCUUCGGGACGUCAGACAUGGUGGGCUGCAGCACGACCACGGAAAUACGGAGCGAUGACGACGAAAACUACGGCAUCGCUGUAGCAGACGCCACAACAACAACAUUUUCAUCAUCGUCGUCGUCAGAGUUUGUUCAGAGGAAGCGACCGUCGUCUGCCGACAGAGAUGUCAUCAGACUGAAAGAAGCAAAGAUCGAGGCGCCAUCAGAAACUUCCGCUCCAGACUACAGUAUUCAAACGCAACAGGCCCAGCAGGUUAACAUGAAGGAACUGUUUGAGAUGAUGAUGCAGUCAGUUACAUCUCUGGCCACGUCCUUAGCUUCUUCACAAUCUUCCUCGCAGCCCUCAGAUCAGCUGAUGCCUCCAGCGCAGUUGUCCCCCGCAGGCCUGCAGCCGGACCUGCAGAUGCAGCCGCCGUCCUGCAACACGUCCAGGCUGAACCACCUGAAAACAGAGGAGCAGGACAUCGAGGAGGUGGAGCUGCUGGACCAAACGGACGAAGAGGAGGGGAGUCGUGGCGCGUCCCCACGUCUGGCCCGGGGCUGGAGGAGGAGCACCGACAGUCUGCUGGAGGAGUACCUGAGGAGGAUGGAGGCCAGGGAGACUCAGAAGGACCGGGACGUGGACCAGAGAGACGAUGUCACGCUGUUUUUGCUCAGCUUGGCUCCGGCCAUGAGACGGCUUCCCGCAGAGAAACAGUCGUGGGUCAGAACCAAAAUACAGCAGCUUCUACACGAGGCAGAGUUUGGCCCGAUCAAUUUCCAGUGACUCCAAAACUUUUUUAUAAAUGCUGUAUGAAAUACAAAGUGUGGACUUCAGUAAUAAUUUAAUUCACCUCCAGAGGAGUUUCCAUCAUUUUUAUAAUGCCGUACUAUAAUACUUCUGCUUUCCUGUGUUUUUGUGCUGUUUUUUUAAUAAAAUACUCUCGAAACGGUCA
This is a messenger RNA of Acanthopagrus latus (yellowfin seabream), 1386 nucleotides long. RefSeq lists its product as uncharacterized. The coding region runs from base 117 to 1217 and encodes 366 amino acids. Gene Ontology annotation, biological process: regulation of transcription by RNA polymerase II. NCBI's taxonomy places the organism in Eukaryota, Metazoa, Chordata, Actinopteri, Spariformes, Sparidae. Gene Ontology annotation, molecular function: DNA binding. The record is from RefSeq and is a predicted model, not a curated record. The transcript has 3 exons. Gene Ontology annotation, cellular component: transcription regulator complex; nucleus.